AUGGAAGAUAAUGCGUGUGAUACCCGUCUCCCCGAGAGGCUUUUCGCCACUGAUAGAUUUCCCCGUAAUCGUUUGAAUAUGUACUCUAGGCCGAACAUUCUAGCUUUCGUUCGCCAUGUUCUUCGUGGUUCUGAAGCGUUUGCAAAGAUUAGGAAAUCUUCCUUCGGAAAGCUUUUUGAUCGCCCAACUCACCAUCUUAGAUUCAGCCUCGAAGAGUUUGGGACCAUUACCGGCCUUAAUUGUGGCUCAUUCCCCGACGGCUACGAAGCACCUGACAACAACCGAAAGGAUGCAAACAAGCAGAAGGGCGCACACAAAGAUCCGUUGUGGCAGAAGAUAGUAGGCAAGUACGACAAUAUCACCAUUGCAGACUUAGCUGAUGAGCUUGAGCACGACCACCAAAUGGAUGAGUGGAGGAGAAUCCGACUUGCUCUCAUCAUCAUACUCGAUGGAGUCUUGAUCGCCUCCCAACAGAUUCACCGCCCUACGUUGAGGUAUGUUCAGAUGCUGGACGAUGUUGAUGCUUUCCUCGAAUUCCCUUGGGGGCGUGAAUCGUUCCUACACACUGUGCGCUGCAUGAAACCGCCUAAGUUCGAGAAAGGCAAAACCGUAGACAGCCCAGUUGAUAUGCUUGUUCUGAAGCUCAAACAAGAAACAUUCCGUCUCACCGGGUUCCCUCUAGCAUUGCAGUUACUCGCUUUCAGAGCCAUACCCAUGUUGCUCUCUAAGAUCCUUUCUCCCUUAAACGACCAGACAAUAAUGGACCUUACCGAGCCUAAUCUACCUAACCAUCCGUCUAUUGAACUAGACGCAGUUCUACAAGUCAAAGUUAACCCCUCUCUGUGGGUGACACCACUCAUACCGGUCAUCAGGGGACCGCAUCCUGGGUGGGGGGUAUGGCCAAACGAUAAGACAGAUGAUAAGGUGACAUACAUGGAGCAGCUGAAAAGCCAACACCCACUGCUUUUCUAA
Molecule: messenger RNA, 972 nt
Organism: Brassica oleracea var. oleracea
Lineage: Eukaryota; Viridiplantae; Streptophyta; Magnoliopsida; Brassicales; Brassicaceae
Exons: 4
Coding region: 1-972 (323 amino acids)
Source: RefSeq, a predicted model, not a curated record